AUGGUCACAGGGGUUACUGGAAUGGCUGGCUGGGGAUUUUAUGGGGUUUUGAUGGGGUUACUAAAGCUCAGCGCUUCUUGCCCUACAUCUUGUUCUUGUAAUACCUCCAGGAUAUUUUGUAUCGAUCAAGAGCCAGGCAUUGAGGAUUUUCCUAUCUUGCUACCAGAAAGCGACAUGGAAAACAUCACCGACAUAUAUAUUGCAAAUCAAAACAGAUUAUUUACACUCACAGAGGACAGCAUUAAGUUUUACACAAAUCUCAAGAAUUUAACAGCCAUCAAUACACAACUGACAUCUGUAUCAUCAACAGCCUUUGUCAACAAUGCCAAACUUCAGUAUUUGGAUCUUAGAGACAACAAACUGUCAACACUGUCAUGGACAGCAAUUCGCAAUUCAAAUGUAUCUACUUUGCUUUUGGCCGGAAAUCCACUUCAGUGUACAUGCGAAAACAUGUGGAUCAAGGCAUGGCUGGAAGAGAGUGAGCGAGAUCAAUUACAGUGCCUGCUGGAUGGAGGGAGGCUGAGAACCCUCUCCAAACUUACUGUACCCUCAUGUGAGUAUCCACGGGUAGAAGUUGACCCUCCUAUCAUUAAACAAAUGGCAGGAAGUGAUGCAAUGGUGGCCUGCAGUGCUUAUGGAUCUCCAGCUCCUGUGCUUUUCUGGAAUCUUAACUCCAAUGACCAUCCUCCACUUACAACAGGCCAUGAGAUGAACAUAUCAGACUUGCAGUCCAUCUUGACACUGAGAGACCUUUCCCCCAGUGACAAUGGUCGAGAGAUUAUAUGCAGUGCUGAGAAUAUUGUGGGCCAGAAUGAAUCCUCUGUCAUCCUUAAUAUCCUCUUUCCCCCAACCAUCCUGCAGUUAGAUGAGCCAAAGCGCAACCAGGAUUGGUGCAUUCCGUUCAGUGUGACAGGCAACCCUGAACCUAAGCUGCAGUGGUACCACCAAGGCCAACCAUUGAAAGAGCGGGACUACAUCAAGACAAAGAUCCAUGAAUCAACAGAGAAUGAGUACCUUGGCUGCCUGCAGUUGGAUAUACCCACACACAUUCACAAUGGAAUAUACACGCUAGUGGCCACCAAUGAGUAUGGUGAGGACCAGAGGAACAUUACUGCACACUUUAUGCACAUCCCUGAUGUGGAGCCCUCAGAUGGAUUCUACUAUGACACUACUGACAUUCCAGAAACCUCAGGAGUUCAGGAGAGCAAGGUUGCUGUAUAUGCUGUGGUGGGGAUAGCUGGAGUUGCACUGACUGGGUGCAUACUAAUGCUGAUCUUCCUCAAGUAUGGCAGAAACUCAAAAUUUGGGUUGAAGGGUUCAUCCUCAGUAAUCAGCAAUGAUGACGACUCUGCCAGCCCACUCCACCAUGUCUCCAAUGGCAACAACACUCCGUCAUCCUCUGAGAUGGGCCCAGAUGCUGUCAUUAUUGGCAUGACCAAGAUCCCAGUCAUUGAGAACCCGCAGUACUUCCGCAACCCUGGCAGUGUGCUGAAAUCUGACACUUUUGUGCAACACAUCAAACGUCACAACAUAGUCCUGAAGCGAGAACUGGGAGAGGGCGCUUUCGGGAAAGUGUUCCUUGCUGAAUGCUACAAUUUGUCACCAGACCAGGAAAAGAUUUUGGUUGCUGUCAAGACUUUAAAAGAGGCAAGUGAGAGUGGACGGGCUGACUUCCAUCGAGAGGCAGAGCUACUAACUAAUCUUCAGCAUGAGCAUAUUGUUACCUUCUAUGGUGUGUGUGUCGAGAGCGAUCCCCUUAUCAUGGUGUUCGAGUACAUGAAGCAUGGAGACCUCAAUAAGUUCCUCAGGGCUCAUGGGCCAGAUGCAGUGUUAAUGGCAGACGGGCAGCAGAGUUUACUGGUGGAGCUGACUCAGUCACAGAUGCUACAUAUUGCUCAGCAGAUCGCUGCUGGCAUGGUGUAUCUGGCCUCACAGCACUUUGUUCACAGAGAUUUGGCCACCCGCAACUGCCUGGUGGGAGAGAAUCUGCUUGUUAAAAUAGGGGACUUUGGAAUGUCCAGAGAUGUGUACAGCACAGAUUAUUAUCGAGUGGGUGGUCACACUAUGCUGCCUAUUCGUUGGAUGCCUCCAGAAAGCAUCAUGUACCGACGGUUCACCACAGAAAGUGAUGUCUGGAGUUUGGGUGUCGUCCUGUGGGAGAUCUUCACAUAUGGCAAGCAGCCUUGGUACCAGCUCUCGAAUAAUGAGGUAAUUGAGUGCAUCACACAGGGAAGGGUACUGCAGAGGCCUCGUACCUGUCCCAAAGAAGUUUAUGACCUGAUGCUGGGCUGCUGGCAGCGUGAACCCUACAUGAGAAUCAACAUCAAAGAAAUUCACAAUCUGCUUCAAAGCCUGGCUAAGGCCUCACCUGUAUAUCUGGACAUCCUGGGCUGACCAUCCUGGGUGUGUUGUGUUGUGUGUGUGUGUGUAACACAUUGGGCUUAUGUGAUCUGAGACUGAAGGCCUUAAAGUUUAUUUAUUUCUGUAAAUUCCUUUCUCGAAGACAUCCAUAACAGCCCUGCAGCAAACUUUUUGGAUACCGGUGGCAAACAAAGAGGUUAAGACUGAUUGAUGUGAAAACUUUUUUGAGUGUGGACAGCAAAACUUGGAGGCUUUUUUAUAUCACAGUAACUAGUGGCAAGUUU
Molecule: messenger RNA, 2645 nt
Organism: Trichomycterus rosablanca
Lineage: Eukaryota; Metazoa; Chordata; Actinopteri; Siluriformes; Trichomycteridae
Gene: ntrk2b
Product: neurotrophic tyrosine kinase, receptor, type 2b
Exons: 18
Coding region: 1-2394 (797 amino acids)
Biological process (GO): positive regulation of kinase activity; protein phosphorylation; trans-synaptic signaling by neuropeptide, modulating synaptic transmission
Cellular component (GO): axon; signaling receptor complex; plasma membrane
Molecular function (GO): brain-derived neurotrophic factor receptor activity; brain-derived neurotrophic factor binding; ATP binding
Source: RefSeq, a predicted model, not a curated record